CCUAAGGGAAGCAUUAUUACAGAAUGAACAUUUUUUGAAUAGCGAGAGGUGUACAGAGAGGUGGUAGGUUUUUCUUAGGAAAUUUUUAAUUUAAUUAAGGGUAAUAUGAUCAUUUCAUAAUUCACUAAGGACACUUUUAAGUGAAAGGACUUCAUUUUUGACAGUUUCAAAAUUCAGGAAUGAUACUGUUGAGUUUUAAAAUUAAAGAGAUAGGUAUUAAUUAUGAAAAAGUAGUUUUUCCUAAAUAUUUUUUCAUUUUUAUAAAAAAAAUUCUCCAUUCGUACGAUGAUUUAGAAUUUUUUUUAAGUGGGACGUUUAAUCUGUUUAGGAGCGUGAUGUCAGUCCCGCCACUAGGGCGGUAGGCGUGGGUGUGUGGGUCGAACGACAGUGACAGCAACAGUAUCUUCUCCCAAGGCAGUCUUUAUCUAUCUGUAGCAUUGGAUUUGUUUCUUCCAAAUGGAUUCUCUCACACAAAAUCUUUUUUAAUCUAUCUAUUCUCCGCACAAAACUAUACAUUUUAUUUUGCUACGAAAAAACACUCAGAUUCCACACGCCAGGCAAAACUCAUUGCGCCAAGCAAGCCUAAACCGCCUUAUCAUCUUCUUUUUCUAUGUUUUUCUAAAGAGAGAGAGAGAGAGAGAGAGAGAGAGAGAGAUUAGUUCAUCAUUAUCAAACAUCUGUUUUAAUAAUUUUCUGUUUCUGUGUAUACGUACAAUUUUUGAGAGAGAAAGAGGGAGAGAUAAAGAGACUGUGAUCUGUUAUUGUGCAGCAAAAUUCAUAUCGGAAUACCCUUUUGCUUCUAAAAGAAUGGUGGGUAUUUUCUCAAGAUUUUCUGUUCGUAGAGUUGGCCAUAGACGAACCCAGAGUGCUAUUGAUGAGAGGGAAGUAUUGCCCCCAAAUGCAGACCUUACCAGGGCAGCCGCUGUCGCUGCUUCUGCUCCUCAUGGGAUUGAAGUAGCAGUAGAGUUUAAGCCAGUUGAGCACCCAAUUGAGCCUUUCGACAGUGAUCAACCAAUUCUUUGCCCACAACCUGAACCUUCAAUUCUUAACGAUGGAAGACUAUGGAAAGAGAGGGUAUCGGCAACUGUGAGGAGGAGGGCUGACUUGCCUGUUAUGAAAGAAGAUGGGGCGCUUGAAUCUGAAACUGCAGGGACAAAGACGCGGCCAAUUCAGUCCAAUAGAUUGAUUCUACCAUCCAUCAGUGCUCCUGAACAUAACUUGCUUAAACUACUUGAAGAAUGUAGUGCAUCUGGGAUCUAAAGCCUGGUAUCAGUUUCUGAUUGGAAUGCAGGUUUACAUAAAUUCCAUAUGUAAGUUCAUGUGUUCUUUCAUUUUACACCCUGGAUUAUCAAACAUUAGAUGUGUAUUUCCAGAUGAUUUAUAGAAAAAUAUCCUCCCCCACCCCUUUAUAGUAGGUAGAUUUAACAGUUACACUUAGCAAUGAAAGUAUAUGCCUGACUUUCUGAGCUUGUGUAAUACUUGAUGUUCAUACUAAGCAAAAUGAAUCUGAGUCUAAGC
Molecule: messenger RNA, 1518 nt
Organism: Hevea brasiliensis (rubber tree)
Lineage: Eukaryota; Viridiplantae; Streptophyta; Magnoliopsida; Malpighiales; Euphorbiaceae
Exons: 3
Coding region: 808-1260 (150 amino acids)
Source: RefSeq, a predicted model, not a curated record